Pectinophora gossypiella (pink bollworm) is the source of this 3040-nucleotide messenger RNA. RefSeq names its product ATP-binding cassette subfamily G member 4-like. The record is from RefSeq and is a predicted model, not a curated record. Lineage: Eukaryota; Metazoa; Arthropoda; Insecta; Lepidoptera; Gelechiidae. The transcript is spliced from 11 exons. Gene Ontology annotation, cellular component: plasma membrane. The coding region runs from base 329 to 2329 and encodes 666 amino acids. Gene Ontology annotation, molecular function: ABC-type transporter activity; ATP hydrolysis activity; ATP binding.
CGCGCUGCUCUGUGUCGGCACAACGUCGCACGCGCAUACGAUCGGACGAAAUAUCUACUGUGUUAUAAAACAAUAAUUAAGUACUAUUUGGUUAAUCAUUAAAAUAAAAGUGACAAACUUUUCGAUUUACUCUAAAAUAGAUAAUAUCUACUAGACGUAAAAAUAUUUUUAAAUAAAAGUUAAAAUAUUAAAAAUACAUUUCAAAUAUUUAAAUUUGAAAUUAUUUAAAUCCGGUGUAAUUUGUUCUAUAUUUUAAAUAAAAAACUUUCGAAUAAAAACUACUUACUGUGAUGUGUUUUUAAAAAUCCAAUAAAAAAAUAUCACAAAAAUGUCUAACGUACCCUUAGUACGGCGCGCUAUCGCUGGAGCUGCGUUGGCGCAUAAUCCCAGACCCGAUGUGAAUCCACUAGUUGUGGACCCUACCCAGGAGAACCAAUGGACCCCUGCUGCGUUGGAAAGGGCCGGAUCGACCCUCAAGGCACUCAAUCGGAUGGCCAAACGACCCCCCGUACACUUACUGUUCGAAGAUAUCAACUACACCGUCAGUUCUUCUAAAGGUGAAAGAGAAAUCCUCCACAGCGUCUCCGGAGAGUUUCGCUCAGGGGAGCUUACUUGCAUCCUGGGACCAUCAGGCGCCGGCAAGUCGUCACUCCUCAACAUCCUGGCUGGAUAUGUAUCAAAUGGCGUUUCGGGCAAGAUCUCGGUGAACGGCCAUGCCAGAGACAUGCAGAUCUUCAAGAAGUUGUGCAGCUACAUCAUGCAAGAUGAUCUGCUGCAGCCGAGACUGACUGUCGUCGAGUCUAUGAGAAUCGCCGCCGACUUAAAGCUUGGCAAGGAGUUGGGGAAGGCUGAGAAGGAACUGAUUGUGGAAGAGAUCCUGCAGACCCUGGGUCUUUGGGACCAUAGACAGACCAUGUCCGAGCGUCUGUCCGGUGGUCAGCUGAAGAGACUUUCAGUAGCCCUGGAGCUGGUCAACAACCCGCCCAUCAUCUUCCUGGAUGAACCUACUACCGGCCUGGACGUGGUCUCUAUCAGACAGCUGGUGGUGCUACUGCGCCUGCUCUCGCGCCAGGGUCGCACGAUCAUCUGCACCAUCCACCAGCCAUCAGCGUCCCUGUUCGCGCUGUUUGAUCGUGUCUAUGUCGUGGCUCGAGGGAUGUGCUGUUAUCAGGGGGCAGCGCCUCUGCUAGUGCCAUUCCUGUCAGAAGUGGGCCACGUGUGCCCCACAACACACAACCCGGCAGACUUCGUGCUGGAGACCCUGGUGACGGACAUGGAAGCAGCAGCGCAGACGUCUGAGCUCUGUCAGAACGGGAAACUAUGCAGGAAGCUCGACAGGAUCACCGCUAGAGGCGGACGCAAACCGGUCCUGCAUUCGGACGACUCGAUCCAGCGCAUCUUCGGAGAGCACGUGGCCAAGGAGCAGCUCCAGAAGAUGGAGUUCCCCACCACCUUCCUCACGCAGUUCCUCAUCCUCACCAAGCGGAUGUUCAUACAAAACAAGAGGAAUGCCACGUCCCUGUGGAUCCAGCUAGCCCACCACGUGAUAUCAGCCUUGCUGCUAGGCAGUAUCUUCUUCAUGGUCGGCAACAAUGGCAGUGUCCCCAUCGUCAACUUCAAGUUCUGCCUCUCUUGUCUCGUAUUCUUCAUGUACACCUAUAUUAUGAUUCCUGUCUUGCUGUUUCCAAUGGAGGUGCGUCUCCUUCGCCGUGAGUACUUCAACCGCUGGUACAGUCUCAAGGCUUACUACGCUGCACUCACCUUCGCCAGCCUUCCUGUUAUGGUGUCGCUGGCCAUGGUGUUCAUAGUGAUAGCGUAUGUGAUGUCCGGCCAAGUGUUGGAGUGGCAGCGGUUCAGCUUGUUCUCCAUCACCGGCAUCAUGAUCGCGCUCUGCUCUGAAGGGCUCGGGCUGGCUGUUGGUUCUGCUUUUAGCGCUACUAACGGCUCCAUAAUAGGCCCAGCGACUGCAGCGCCACUCUUGGCCCUUUGCUGCUACGGAAUGGGCUUCGGGCGUUUCAUAGAGCCAAGCAUGCGCGCCUUGAUGUCAGGCUCCUACCUCCGAUACGGUGUCGCAGGGUUUUCCCUAGCCCUAUAUUCCAACAGGACUUUAAUGGAAUGCCCAGACACCUUCUGCCUAUACGCUGACCCUAAAAUGCUUUUAAGAGAUCUGGGUAUGGAAAAAGACCUUUAUUACGUCCAAUUCGUAGCACUCCUCGUGUUCACGAUCGUGCAUAGAACCGUGGCAUUUAUAGCUCUAAGAUACCAACUAACUUCGGAGUAUUCUAAUAAGUUCUUAACUAGGAUUAGUAGGUUUAUAAAACACAGUUAAUGUAUAGGUUUAUAUUUUAAUAGUUAAACUCUCUGUUAUUUGGCAAGCAUUCGAGGAUUAUUUUUAUAUAUUUUUUUACUUAGUUUUAUAGCGUGUUGAAGGUUAAAAAUAUCAUAAAGUUGCUCAAUAAAACAUUAAGUAGGUAUCUACUUUUUUGUAAUAAUAAUUAUUAUAUUGUUUUAUUAAACUUAUAAAUAAGGUAUAAAUUACUUAUUCUUUUGUACUUAUUUAAUAAUAAUUAAACUUAGUAGUUAUAAGCAAUGUGGUGAAUGUAAUAAAUGUAAUAGUUAAUAUUAGUUACAGAAUGUUAUAUACAUAUAAAUACAAUUAAGUAUACUGCGCGGUCGAUAAAAGAUUUUCAUGGAAAUUGUUUGGUAGUAAGUAAAAUGAACUUACAAUACGUUUGAGAAAAGGGGAAUUAAAAACGCCACAUCGAAGCAAUUCAUCUAAAAAACCAAUAACACUAUUUUACAUUUGUUUGCAUUAGGCACUUACUUUUAUACAAAUGUCAAAUUGCAAUGUUGCUUUUUAGAUGAAUUGCUUCGAUAUGGGCUUUUUAACCCACCAGAAGAAACUUACGUCGCUUAAGAGCGAGUAACAUGCUUCAAAGGCAACUUUUUAAAUGUUUCAAAUGUUCUUAAUUUCUGACGUCACACUUCCAUGACAUACUGCUUUUUCCACUCUUUGUCAAUUAAGGUCCUCAUACUCUCU